CAUUGACAGAUUGUUAAAUACUUUACUUUACUUUGCUUGACUCGACUUGCUGACGGGUACCAAGGGCCAGAAUAUCCCUAUUCAGUCUUCGCAUUUGAACCCGCGAGCCCCCCCCCUCCCGUUCCCCUUCUUCGAACUUCAUCAUCUUUUCUGUGCCUCUGCUGGAAUACACCCCCAUCCUGGAUGACUUCACUCCUUUAGCAUCUGGACACGGCUAUCCUUCUCAUCUGCUCCGAGAAGAAUCGAGACCGUUUUUGCCGGGCAAAGUUGAACUAGGCCCCCAAAUCUGCCUUACGGAUCCGUACAUGCAAAGUGAGACCUAUCGGCUAGGUCCUUUUACCUUUCACCCCGUCUGAAACCUUGCCUUACCGGGCGACAUUUGGAACUUUUUGUCAUCUCUUGCCCGCGUCCUUGCUUUGCUGCAGCACACAACCUUGGACGCAAAAGCAGCAAUGGCAGGCGACUCUGAACCCUUUCCUGUUCUCAACACCUCGGCCGACCAGUUCUCCUCGGCCCAGGACUCCAACGCGCCCCGUCGACGUAGAAAGUCGAGCGCGCUGGGGCAAGAUAUCCGUGCCGGGGAUACCGGCGCACCGAGUCUGGGAACCGGCGGCCUCGCAGUCCUUCAAGAUUCCUCGCCCCCCUCAUCUUCCCACUCGUCCGCCGAGAGAGAGCUGAACGGCGAUCUGCGCCAAUUUUCCGAAAAGGAUGGCCCCAGAGCCAAGAAGUUCUCCAAGCGCAGAAAGGCCCGCUCUGCCAUGAGCCGCUUUCUGCGCUUCUCUCUGAAGCACACCUGGACCAUACCCUUGGUGCUGCUGCUGAUCUUCGGUGCCCUCUACGCAAUCAACCCGACCGAAUCGAACCUCAUCCACCACUUCAUCUUCCUUUCCUACAAGCUGCCCCUCGAGGCCGGCGCGCAUCCGGACACACCGCACCACUAUGGCAAAGGCUCUUGGGAUUUCGCUUUCGUGUGCUUCUACAUCGUCGUGCUGUCCUUUACGCGCGAAUUGAUCAUGCAGGAACUGCUGCGCCCCCUGGCACGCCAUUACGGUAUCAGGACCCGCGGCAAGCAGGCUCGUUUCAUGGAACAGAUGUACACGGCCGUCUACUUCGCCUUCCUGGGGCCCGCAGGCAUGUAUGUCAUGAGCCGCACGCCCAUCUGGUAUUUCAAUACUCGUAGCAUGUACGAAGGCUUCCCGCACAAGACCCUCGAGGCCGACUUCAAGUUCUACUAUUUGUUCCAGGCCGCGUACUGGGCCCAGCAGGCAAUCGUCUUGCUGCUUGGUGUAGAGAAGCGCCGCAAGGAUUUCAGGGAGCUGGUCGGACAUCACAUUGUUAGUCUGUUGCUCAUCGGGCUCAGCUACAGGUUUCAUUUCACCUACAUGGGUCUCCCUGUGUAUAUCACGCACGAUAUCAGUGAUUUCUUCUUGGCUACCUCCAAGUCCCUCAACUAUAUCGACAGCCCCAUCACGGGUCCCUACUUCGCCCUGUUCGCCGCCUCGUGGAUUUACUUGCGCCAUUUCCUAAACCUGAAGUUCCUCUGGUCUGUCUUGACCGAGUUUACCUAUGUCGGCCCCUUCGAGAUCAAUUGGGAGACGGAGCAAUACAAAUCCCGCCUCUCUCAGGUCAUUAUAUUCACCUUGCUGGCGUCUUUGCAGGCGCUCAAUCUCUUCUGGCUGUUCUUCAUCAUCAGGAUCGCAUAUCGCUUCAUCGCCGCGGGCGACGCAGAUGAUGACCGCUCUGAGGCCGACGAGAGCGAACUCGAGGAGAUGGCGAAAACGAAGCAGGAUGUGAAGCACCUAACGGAGAAGGCGGAGGAAGUACCUUUGCUGAGCAAGGUAGCCAAUGGCACAGCGACGAAUGGAAGAGUCAAAGUGAAUGGAAGUGCCAAGGUGAAUGGCAACGCGAAGAACCGCUCCAGUUAAGGAGGAGCUCUCACGCCUGCUAUUGCUAGAAUCUCGCCUCUAGCACCAAAGCAUGGAAGUGAUUUGAAGCCUAGCGAGUAUGAUAUACGAGGUAUGUCUACAAGCGGUAUGAAGAGGCUACAGCAUGCCUAAAUAUUUAUCACCCCAGCUCAGAAUAGCCUCAUUGUGUUUGGUUUGUUGCGCAACCGCACCAUUCGCAUGACACUCGUUCGGUUCGGAAACAAAGUUAGCUGAAGAGCCUGGCUGUUCAAAUCGAUCGUUUUCUAUCGUAGUUGGGUACUCAUAAUACCCUCGUGGGGGGGCUAUUAUGAAGGACCGCAACGAAAUAACAAAAGGAAGUCCUGGCUAUACACCAAGACAGACCUAUCACGCGCUCGCUUUCUAGAGGACGAUUAUCCGGAAACUGCAGUGUGGGAAAUGACAAGAUAUGAGAUACAUAAUAACUAAUAAUGAAACUGAAUAUUUUUAUAA
This is a messenger RNA of Truncatella angustata, 2396 nucleotides long. Its product is annotated as TLC domain-containing protein. The record is from RefSeq and is a predicted model, not a curated record. Gene Ontology annotation, molecular function: sphingosine N-acyltransferase activity. Gene Ontology annotation, biological process: ceramide biosynthetic process. The transcript has 2 exons. Gene Ontology annotation, cellular component: membrane. Bases 453 to 1925 code for a protein of 490 amino acids. NCBI's taxonomy places the organism in Eukaryota, Fungi, Ascomycota, Sordariomycetes, Amphisphaeriales, Sporocadaceae.